Messenger RNA from Grosmannia clavigera kw1407, 3213 nucleotides. RefSeq names its product ankyrin repeat-containing protein. NCBI's taxonomy places the organism in Eukaryota, Fungi, Ascomycota, Sordariomycetes, Ophiostomatales, Ophiostomataceae. The transcript is spliced from 4 exons. Gene Ontology annotation, biological process: RNA processing. Gene Ontology annotation, molecular function: RNA binding; protein binding; RNA nuclease activity. The coding region runs from base 1 to 3213 and encodes 1070 amino acids. The record is from RefSeq and is a predicted model, not a curated record.
AUGGUGUCCAAAAAGAUGACGGUGCAGGGAUCGGGGAUCAUUGAUUCCAUGUCUUCUGAUUUAGACAAACAGAUGGUGAGGCUAAAGUCUCCUCCCUUUGAGGAACCCAUCCGAUCGGACAGCAUAAGGACAUUCCGAGUGCGCGGCGUUCCCAAGGACUGGACAGAGGACAAUCUAGAGGCUCGUCUUACUGCAACGUACGGAGAAGAACUUCCUACUGUUGAGUCUUUGGCCGUCGAGUACGACGGACAAUGGCAGACGGCCACAGUCUCCUUUCCAUCGACGUUCCCGACCGGAGAAAGCAGGAUUAAAAUUGAAGGAUCACGUCGCAAUAGAGGCACCUCCCUCACAGUCGAUGAUGGCUUCAUCGGUAUCACGACGCUCCACAAACCCGCCCCCGAAGACCACAAAUACGACCUGAUUGCUGUCCCCGGUCUGGGAGCGCAUGCAUUCGGCUCGUUCAAGGAGCGUGGCGGAGAUCACAUGUGGCUGCGAGAUGCGCUGCCGGCCUACAUGGCCGGCACGGGCAAGUCAAACACACGCGUGAUGACGUACGGCUACGAAGCUAGCCUGAGUGAUAGCCGGAACUUUCAGGGGCUGUCCGACAUCGGGAUUGCGUUUAUGCAUUCUGUUUUUGAUGCCACACAAGGUCCUAAUUCGGCAGGUAGCGACUCCCGCCCGAUCAUCUUCGUAGCCCAUAGCCUCGGGGGCCUGGUCGUCAAGCAGGCCCUUAUAGCAUUGCAAGAAUCCAAGGAGCCGGAGCACAUGCGACUUCUUCGUGCUGUGCGUGGGAUUGCUUUCUUUGGUGUCCCAAAUGACGGUAUGAACAUAGGAUCUCUCAAGGCCAUGGUAGGAGAUCGGCCGAAUCGGCAGCUGCUCGAAUCGAUCGGCAGCGACGCAGAUUUUCUACGGCGACAAUACCAGGAUUUCCAAAAAUUUCUUCAAAUGUAUGACCCGGUCAUCAUUUCUUUCUAUGAAACCAACGAAUCUCCAACGGCCCAAAUGGCAGCUGCUCCAAGCGCUCGGCCUACCGAUCUUGUCUUGUCCUUCUUCUUCCACGGUCGCGGCCAUGACCUGCAGAGAACAUCGCUGGGACUCAUUAGAUAUCUUCUUCACCAGGUUCUUGAACAAUUACCAACGGUAUUGCAAGGACUCGUCGACAUGUCUAAACAGAAGAGCAGCCAAUUCAAGGAGAAUAAGUGGCAUUGGAAUGAGAAUGAGCUCUGGCCCUUCUUCGAGUCAGCAAUCCCAGAGAUUCUCGAGAAACGUUCCGUUUGGUUGUUUACCGAUGCCUUGGAUGAGUGUGGCGAGGAUAGUGCAACAGUCGUCAUCGAGAGGUUUCUAUCCCUGAUCACCAAACUCUCGGCCCGCGCCUCAGACCAUCACCGCUUUCGCAUCUGCUUCGCCUGUCGUCCUUAUCCAGUCCAGGACUGGAAGAACGGUCUGGAAAUACAUCCCGAAGACAACAACAAGGCCGACAUUUCGACUUUUGUGAUGACCCAACUAUCGCAUGUGGAUCCGGCCAUUUCAGAACUUGUCAUCCGCCAAGCUUCUGGGGUGUUCUUGUGGGUGGAUCUGGUGGUAAGGAAAGUUCGGAAGCUCACAAAGAAAGGUACCUCUCCAGCGAAAAUCCAGGCUGCUAUAGCAGCCAUUCCGCAAGACCUCUAUUCACUAUACGCCGAUCUCAUUCAGCAAAUGAACGCUGCCUCUCUGAGGAUGUUUCAAUGGGUUUUAUUUGCUACUCGGCCUUUGUCGCUAAAUGAGCUACGCUGGGCCAUGGAGAUCAGACCCGAUCGCCCAUCCUCUUCAAACGCCUAUACGAUGGACAAUGAACAAAUGAGCCGACAAGUACAAACUCUGAGUUGUGGGCUUCUUGAGGUCACUGCGACGCCUGAAGGUCAUGUCCAGUUCAUUCACCAGUCGGUCAAGGACUUUUUCAACAAGAAGUUGACCGAUUUAGACAGCCGCUUUCCUCCCCGCAACAGCUUGCCAUCGUCUACUCUCGCGAUUGGACGGGCAUACUACCAACUGUCUAGAGCCUGCAUUCGCUAUUUGAAAAGGGAAGAGCUGCAAAAUACCCGGCUGAGCCCUUAUACGAUGUUUUCCAGAUACCCUUUCCUUAAAUACGCACUGACCUCAUGGUUAACGCACACACUGCAAAGCGCCAAGUAUGGCGUCCCCAUGAAAGAUAUUCUGGGACUGUUUGACUGGCCGUCAAAUUCCUUCGUUGCUUUUUUGGCGCAUAUCGAACAGAUUCUGAGGCUCAUGCCGGAAAACUAUAGGCUGAAUCAUAUAUCAAAGGGAUCCAGUUUAGUCCACAUUGCAGCAAGAUUUGGGAUUCAAGAGCUUUUGUCAGACAUCAUCAAGUCCAGCCACGAUCACAUUGACGAUCGGGACGAAGACGGCAUGACACCGUUAUCUUUUGCUGCAGAGAAAGGGCACAAGGCGGUAGUUCAACUACUACUUGCUACGAAAAACGUCAAAGUUGAUUCGAAAGAUACUCUCGGCAAGACGCCGUUGUCUCGAGCUGCUGGGAGUGGGCAUGACGAUGUGGUUGCGCUACUACUAGCUACGAACACUGUCGAUGUUAACUCGACAGACCUUUACUACGGCCAGACACCGUUGUGUUGGGCUGCUAAGCAAGGGCACAAGGCGGUAGUCCGGCUACUGUUAGCUACAAAAAAGGUCAUUGCUGAUUCAAGGGACGAAAACGGCCGGACACCGUUGUCUUUGGCUGCUGAGAAUGGGCACGAGGCCGUGGUUGAGCUACUAGUAGCUGCGAACAAUGUCGAUGUCAAUUCGAAAGCUGUUCACGGUCAGACACCGCUCUCUCGGGCUGCUGAAAAUGGGCACGAGGCUGUGGUUCGGCUACUACUAGCUACGAAAAACGUCAACGUUGACUCGAAAGAUUCCGUAUACGGCCAGACACCGUUGUCUUGUGCUGCUGAGAAGGGACACGAGGCGGUGGUUAGGCUACUGUUAGCUACGAACGGCGUCAAUGCUGAUUCGAGGGACGAAUUCGGUCGGACGCCGUUGUCUUGGGCUGCUGAGAAUGGACACGAGGCAGUGGUCAAGCUACUAGUCGCUACGAACGGCGUCAAUGUCAAUUCGACAGAUGUCUACGAUAAUACGCUGGUUCAUAGGGCUGCUGAGCAGGGGCACAAGGCUAUUGCCGAGCUACUGCAAAUGGAGAUACAACGUCGUGGAAACUAA